Messenger RNA from Doryrhamphus excisus (bluestripe pipefish), 5675 nucleotides. NCBI's taxonomy places the organism in Eukaryota, Metazoa, Chordata, Actinopteri, Syngnathiformes, Syngnathidae. The record is from RefSeq and is a predicted model, not a curated record.
GCGAGCUGGAGUUUUAUUCAUUCAUUCAUUCAUUUUCUACCGCUUUUUCCUUAUUUACUUCUUAAAUUGUUUAUUUACUUCUAUUUGUCUACUGUAGCAGUGACAAAAGUGUAACAACACUUAAAGGAAGUACGCCGUCGAGAAAAAACAUACGGGCCUCCAGAACAACCCCAGAUGUUCUUCCACAUGAAAGUCGCCAAUUGGACUUUUAGAAUGUUCAACAACACGGAAGACCAACUGAACGUAGGAACCCCAAAACAAAAAGUAUUGGAGUCCUUACCCGAGACGACGUCAGGUUCAGGUCGCCCCAGAUGACGAAGCCGGCAGCGCCAAGUGCCGCACUCUCCCCGAUGGUGUGGACCAGGUCUUUCUGUGAACAGGGCACAUGUAACGUGACUGCAAUGAAAUCAGGUGAAAGGUCAACGGAGGCUUCUUACGGUGGUGAGGAAGGAGUCUACACAAGGAGACACUUGAUGAGGAGGCAGAGUCCCAGCAGCAGGAUGACACACAGGCAGGAGAAAUGAAGGCGGAGUAACGAGCGAGGCAGACUGACGUCUGGCGGUGUGGGCGGAGCCAUCUGCGGCAUCUCGCAAUGGACGCCGAUCCAUCCCCGGUAGCACUGGCAGGUGAACUUAUGCUUCAUGUCCAGGAUGUCCCGGUCGUCGGGGCGACCCGUGACGUGGAAGCGGGGGGGCCCGGCGGGCGUGGCCCGGCGCCGGAUGUUGAAGGAGCGCGGGUUCAGGUGGAGGGGCGGUACCUGCGUGCGGGCGUACUCUGACGACCCCCACAGGACAACACCGGAAGCUCCGAGGGCGGCGCUCUCUCCGAUGGUGUGCACCAGGUCGCUCUGGAAGAAGAAGGGCAGAAAAGGGACCCUGAAUGGUGGGAGUUCUACUGACUUUAUGGCCGCCUGGUCAUCAUCCCGCCAGAAUGAGGUUUUGUUCUGGUGGUCCACGUUUGAGUCCCGCUAACCGCCAAGAGGCCCACAGCCGCUCUGGAAGAAAUGCAGAUCCAGACCACAAGAGAGGAGCGCCGUGAAGUGAGCCGACAUCUCCUCCUUGCUGAGCAGGAUGCAGUUCCAGGGGCUCCAGUCCUUGUGGCGUUCCCAUCGCACCAAGGCCAGGCUGAAGGGGUCGUUGCAGGCGCUGAGGGCCGAGUGGGCGCCCCAAAUCACCUCCACGAGUCUGCUUGAGGCACAGCAGGAUGUCCAGGCGCUGCUCCUGGCUGAUGGGCGACAUGGCCACACAGUCGUAGAGGUCCCCCAGCUCCCUGGCUCUGAUGGUGUCAGGGGUGUCCAUCUCGAUCAGGCGUCCGUCUGCCGCUCGCCACUGGUGAGGUGUGGACGACUGACGCGUGCCACCACACACGGGCGUGGUACAGCAGGUUGAGGUCCUCCCGCUUCUUCGGUUGCAUCCAUCGGUUGCGGCUGUCCUGCAUGAGCUCCUCCUUCUCCUCCUGUCGCCUCCUCUCCUGGAGGUCCAUCCAAGUCAGGCGGCGGUCGCGUUGCCUUCUCAGGCGGUCCACCGCACGACAGCUGAGCCAGCGGCGAGUGUGCGCCUGCAGUCGUAUCACCUGUCUAGUGUUGUGGUAUUCCUCGGCGGUGAGGUAGCUUCCCGGGCUGAGCAGCUUGUCGGUGAGGUUGGAGAUGUAGCAGCCGACGCUGGUCAUCUGAGUGGUGACGCUGGGGGCGGACUGCUGGGUCUCGGAGACCAGUUCCGCUGUCUGACGGGACACGUGAGCGACAAAUCCUUAAAGGGUAAUGGUACUCACCUGUCGCCGCUGAGUGUUCCACAUUGUCCUCGUUGUUGGAUUGAUCCGUCACAACGUCAGCCUGCUGCUCAUCUACACAAAUGAUGGCGUUAGCUUCCAUGGCAGCCAAACAGGAAGUGGAAGUGGACGCCAUAGUGAACAUCAGUUUGCUGCUCUACUGCACAAAUGAAGGAACAAGAGGAAUUCAUAAGUUGAUUUUAACCCCUCAAUAACAUCAAUAAGUCUCACCUGGAUUCGACCCGUCAACCUGCUGCUGCUCCUCCUCAUGAAGGGGUUCUUCUGGGUCCUCCUGUGAGGGGUUUCCUUCAGCUGGACUCUGCUGCUCUUCCUCCGACAUGAUCCUAGUCCCGUUAGCAACAAUAGGGCUUCCGUUUACACGUUGCCAUGGCAACAACGCGACAAGCCCCUCCCCCUUUCCUUUAAUGACAGUUACCAUUCAAACAAAACAUCGCAUAACAUAUCAUUUAUCAUUGAAUAGGUUUGUUAAAUUCAGAUACAAAUAAAGUUUUUUCGUGUUAAAAAACAACUCGCGGAAAUACACGAAAUUUAUGACAAAUAUUGUUCAUAUUUUUAUCCACAGUUUGUGCUAUAAAGGGUUCGUUAAAACGCGGAGUCCUAGCGAACGAAAUAUUAAAUAAUUUACGACUUUGUGGGGUUCUUAUUUACAUCUCUGCGUCCGCCAUCUGGCCUUCACAUAUGACGUCACACUGAACCCGCCCACCAGUGCCUCCGCAAAGCGGCAUUCCUCGGACUAAACCACUUUAUUAGAACAUCGAAUUCAAAUUGCGUUUCACAUUUUGUUUCAAGUUUAUUAAUCGUAACAUUAAUUGAUAUAUUUAGUAACAGUUUUUAUGUUCGCUGAGUUCAUAUUCCUCGCUGUAGUUCCGGUGGACAUUUUUCGAACACCCCCGCCCACAGUCCACCUAGCUAGAGUGGUACGCUCCAUGUCGUUGCCAUGUUGGAUGGACGCAUCGCUGCUGUGGCUGAUUGACUUUUUACGAUGAAACUUACGCGUUUGUGUGCCUGAAGACAACAACAGAGGCCAUAAUUUAACUUAUUUAAAAUCUAACCGAGGAAUUAAGUUGCUUUUCGAGGCAGGUGCAGUCCCAGGACACGCCCAGUCCUUGGCCGCCCUCCAGCCCGCAGUCGGCGGAGAUGAUCCGGCCGGAGGCCACAUCGUCCGGAGCCCGCAUGGAUGUUUUGUAAAUAGUCGUCAUUAGCACUUUGCUAGCACCAACAAACAACGUCGUUUCGCAACAACUCCAAGCCAUGAACAACCACCCGCCGCCCCGCAGGGCCGCUAACGUGGGCUCCUUGCUGCUGACCCCGCAGGAGAACGACUGCCUGUUCGGCUACCUGGGCAGGAAAUGUACGGCGUUGUGUUCGGCGGUGGUCCAGGUCUACGGCGCUGACAGGAGCUGCAGUUGGGCGAAGAAGUGCUGCGGGGUGGCGUGCUUGGUCAAAGACAACCCGCAGAGGUCCUACUUCAUCCGGGUGUUUGACAUCAAGGAGGGUAAAACCAUGUUCGAGCAGGAGCUCUACCACAGCUUCUCCAUCAGCUGCUCCAGGUCCUACUUCAUCUCCUUCGUGGGGGAUACCAGCCAGAUGGGUUUGAACUUCGCCAGCGAAGAAGAGGCCAAGCGAUUCCGAGUGGCCAUCAACGACCUGCUCAGCCGACGCCAACGAAAAACUGGUCCCGCUCUGCCCAUGGCCACGGUGGACAUCAGGAACCCGGAGAUCAACAACGUGCGCCUGCUCAACUCUCACGGCCACCAGCUGCCGUACCACGUCAACAACAUGCUGAGUCAUGGCGGCCUGGCCCGCAAGGACAAGAAGACCAAAGUCAAGAAGAAGAAGCUCACCAAGGCGGACAUCGGCACGCCCAGCAACUUCCAGCAUAUUGGACAUGUGGGCUGGGAUCCCAACACGGGUUUUGAUCUGAACAAUCUGGACCCCGAGCUGAAGAACCUGUUUGACAUGUGCGGCAUCUCGGAGGCUCAGCUGAAGGACCGCGAGACUUCCAAGGUCAUCUACGACUUUAUCGAGAAGAAAGGCGGCGUGGAGGCGGUGAAGAACGAGCUGAGGAGGCAGGCGCCCCCACCUCCUCCCUCUCGUGGUGGCCCCCCACCGCCUCCUCCACCUCCUCCUCCACCGUCCAGAGGAAGCCGCGGGGCUCCGCCUCCACCUCCGCCGCCUCUGUCCCGCGCCCCCGCCUCGGCCCCCCCUCCCCCGCCACCGUCCAGGCUGGGUGCCCCGCCCCCACCGCCCACCAGGGGAGUUCAGCAACCCCCCCCUCCACCCCACCACCACCACCACCACAAACCUCCUCCGCCUCCAUCCUUGAACUCUUCCCCACAGGCUCCACCCCCUCCACCUCCCGCAGCGGCUCCGCAGCCCCCAGCAGGUGUCGCGCCGCCUCCUCCACCCCCUCCGCCACCCCCGCCACCAGUCCCCCCACCUUCCGCGGAACCGGACGGCGUGCGCAGAAGCAACGACUCGCCUCAUUCGCCGGUCCCCGCCGGGACGUCGGCGCUGCUGGAGCAGAUCCGGGGGGGGGCACAACUCAAGAAGGUGGAGCAGAACCACCGAGAACCGGCGUCCAGCAGCGGGCGGGACGCGCUGCUGGACCAAAUCCGCCAGGGGAUUCAACUGAAAACGGUGUCGGACCACCCGGAGUCAGGGCCGCCCAUGCCAGCCCCCACGGCGGGCAUCGUCGGCGCCCUUAUGGAAGUGAUGCAAAAGAGGAGCAAAGCCAUCCAUUCUUCAGACGACGACGAGGAUGACGAUGAAGAUGAAGACUUUGAAGAAGACGACGAAUGGGACGACUGACGACACAAAAGACUCGUAUUGUCAAUAGUUGACUUUUAUUUAUUUUAGUUUUUUUUUUUUUUUUUUAAAUGACUGUUUCAUCGUCAUAGCUAGGCGGCCAUCUUGGGAAAAACAUUCACCAUUUCCGAAUUUUCCGUCUUUGUGAGGUUUUUUUUUUUUUCUCUCAAAGACCAAAAUGUCUUUUUUUUUUUUUUUUUUUAUUCCUGUGACCGAGGCGUUUGGGUGCACGCGUUCAUUUUCACGCUUUCUUCAGCGACGUUUCGAAAAAAAACUCAAAAUUAGUUUCUGGCGUCUGAUUGGUUGCUGGGGUUGUGACGUCAUGCUCUUAUGCAAAGUGGCUGCAAAGCUCAUCCUAAUAAUAAUAAUCAUAAUAAUAAUAAUAAUAAUGACAAUAGUAAAUAAUAAUAAUAAUAAUACUCAACCAAAUAUGGACGCUGCAGGGCUGUCAAACAGUAAAAAGAAGUAAUCAAACUUUGAACUGUUUGCUUUUAACGAGCGCUGACUGGGUGGGGAGUACUAAAUUGUAUACUUAAAUAAAUGUUAAUAUUUACAGUCAAGUACUUCUGCGUAUUCAUGCUUUUGGACUACAAGAACAACUCGGAGAAAACAUUUCCGGAAUAAUAAAUAUUUGUGGAGGUCAACAAUGGAUAUGGGUGAGUAUAUUUUCAAUGUCGUGUUGCUGCUGGAUGUUCACAAUUUCCCAGUCAUACUUUAAGUUGGUUUUCUUUUUCAAAAGACAACAGAAGGAAGGACCGAUGGACGGCAACCUCCGGUUCUGUUCACUGAUGACCGCAUUUGUCUUGAAGGUACGCUAUAAAGGAUGCUAUUCCGCCGGUACACAGGACAAAAAAAACACAACAACAACGUCAAAGUGCAUAAAAGAGUGAUUUGUGUACAUGUCUACCAAACACUAUUCCAUGAUAGCGACAAGGCUGUCAUGUUGGUUAGCAUGUUGGUUAGCAUCUCUGUGUUGCGUUUGCAUCUUCUCAUUUGUGGGUUUUCUGCGGUAAUGUUAGCAUAGUAGCAUUAACUUACUAAUAAUAUGGGCAUGUUAACACCUAGCAUGAUAGCGGUGU